Messenger RNA from Racocetra persica, 201 nucleotides. The record is from the annotation of a GenBank genome assembly. Lineage: Eukaryota; Fungi; Glomeromycota; Glomeromycetes; Diversisporales; Gigasporaceae.
GAGUUCAUAAUAGUUGUUUGUUAUGUAACGAAUAAAAGUAUUUUGAAUCAUUACCAAAGAAGGGUACAAUCUUGCUUUGAAACUUUGCAUUCAAUUGUGAGACCACGUCUCAAGCCUUCAAAACGUGUCCCCAUUAAACAAAGUCUGGAAGUUUUCAACUCGCCAAUUUCUAAAUGUCUUUCCGUAUCAUCAUGGGGAUCG